This is a messenger RNA of Eruca vesicaria subsp. sativa (arugula), 1341 nucleotides long. The record is from the annotation of a GenBank genome assembly. NCBI's taxonomy places the organism in Eukaryota, Viridiplantae, Streptophyta, Magnoliopsida, Brassicales, Brassicaceae.
AGAGAGAAGUAUAGAGAGAUAGAGAUGGCGUCAAAGCUCUGCGACUCGUGCAAAUCAGCGACGGCGGCGUUAUACUGCCGUCCAGACGCGGCGUUUCUAUGUCUCAGCUGCGACUCGAAGGUCCAUGCAGCGAACAAGCUAGCGUCUCGACACGCACGCGUGUGGAUGUGCGAAGUGUGCGAGCAAGCGCCAGCUCACGUCACGUGCAAGGCCGACGCGGCUGCUCUCUGCGUCACGUGCGACAGAGACAUCCACUCCGCUAACCCUCUGGCUCGCCGUCACGAGCGCGUACCCGUCACGCCUUUCUACGAUCCCGUCUCCGUCACCAAGCACACGGCCGUUAACUUCUUGAGCGACUGUUAUUUCACUGAACUUGACGGUCACGGUAGCCGCGAGGAAGAGGAGGAGGAGGCUGCGUCGUGGCUGCUCCCGAAUCCGAAGACGACGGCGCUUGCUGUGCCGGGAGAUAGCCCGGAGAUGAACACGGGUCAAGGGUUCAUGUUUCCGGAUCUGGAUCUUGAUUACGGGACGGUUGAUCCGAAGGUGGAGUCUCAGGAGCAGAAUAGCUCCGGCACCGACGGUGUGGUUCCGGUGGAGACUCGGAGGGUUGGUGUCCCGACGGUGAACGAGAAUUGUUACGAGUUGGACUUCACCGGAGGAUCCAAAGGCUUUUCUACGUACGGACAUAACUGCAUCAGCCACAGCGUAUCAUCAUCGUCGUUGGAAGUGGGAGUGGUGCCAGAUGGCGGCUCUUUGGCCGACGUUUCUUACCCUUACGGUGGUCCUGCAGCCAGUGGAACCGAUCCAGGAACUCAGCGGGCUAUUCCGCUGACGUCAGCGGAGAGAGAGGCGAGAGUGAUGAGGUACAGAGAGAAGAGGAAGAACAGGAAGUUUGAGAAGACUAUAAGGUAUGCUUCGAGGAAAGCUUAUGCUGAAAUGAGGCCAAGGAUCAAGGGACGGUUUGCGAAGAGGAAGGAUACGAGUGAGAGCAACGAUGUGGUUGGUCAUGGUGGUAUCUUUAGUGGGUUUGGACUUGUACCAACGUUUUAGAGAUUGUGUGAGAGAGAGAGGUAGACUCUAAUAUGGUGGGAAGGGUUUUGUUUGCUGUCGUUUUAGUAAUAAUGUUUUUAACAACUUUUUGUCUUAAGAAUUGUUUGUGUUGUGUUGUUGAGUUGUUCGUUGUUAAGGGUGGGAGAGGAGAGGAGAAGGAGAGAGUAAGUGGUGUUUGUUAUAUGUAACUUGUUUUGUAUAUAUCAUGUGAUUUUGAACAUGUGUUUUGUGUAUGUAUUGUUUGGUAUCUUACAUGUAUCUAGUCAUAAAACGCCAAAUGCAACAUACAGG